Molecule: messenger RNA, 1003 nt
Organism: Trichobilharzia szidati
Lineage: Eukaryota; Metazoa; Platyhelminthes; Trematoda; Strigeidida; Schistosomatidae
Source: the annotation of a GenBank genome assembly
CUUUAAACAUAUCAUUUAUCAUGAAACAAAUUAAUAUGGAUGUACGUGAUGUACCUAGUCAAGAUAAUGGUCAUUUUCCGGGUUUUAAAGAAAAGGAUGUACUAUCAUGUUCGAAAUCUUUAAAUCCAACACACAGCCUUGGUCCAGAUGGUGUACCAGGCAUUCUUCAAAAGUGUGCAGACAUCUUGUGUCAUCCUCUUACUCAUUUCUUUAAUGCAUCAUUCAACAAGGAAACAGUACCUGCUGACUGGAAAGAAAUCAAAGUUGUGCCCGUACAGAAAUCAUCUUCUGGAGCAGGUAUAAAGUUAAGACCGGUCGCUAUAACAUCUCCUUUUUGAAAACUAUGCAGAAACGUCUUUUGAACAUUCUUAAACCUUCUUUAAAAGCUUUUAUUGAUCCUAAGAAGUUUGUUUAUAAGUGUGGAAGAAGUACAUUAGAUGCAGCCGUUGUACUACACCACAAUAUUGUUUCCUGCCUUGAUAAGGGUGCUAAGUUCGUUCGAACAGCUUUUUUAGACUAUACUGCAGCUUUCGACUCUGUUCCUAGGACACUUUCAUCGGGAAAGAUGAUUUCAGCACAAACAGAGUCCUGGGCAACUAGAUGCCUGUCUUAUUUUAAGGAUAGGAAACAGCACACUGUUCUGGCUGGAAAGCGCUCCACUUCUCAACUAACUGAAAGUGGUGUGCCUCAAGGUGCAGUACUUUCUCCAUUUCUUUUCUAUUUCUUUUUCCAUGACCUUCCGAACUCACCCAAAGUUAACUUCAUUAAGUAUGCUGAUGCUCUGUCCGUUUCUGUUUCACAGUAGUUUCCACAUCGGAUUGUUCCCAUAUGAAUGGCUUCUUAGCUGAAGUUAAGGAUUAGUCUGGCUCAAAUUGUCUUAAACUAAAUCCAACUAAAUGUAAUACUGUUGAUUUCAGCUUGAGAAGUGAAAAAGACAUGCAAGGAUUGAUCCAAUCUCAUGAUUGUUAUAAUAUUGAUGGUAACAUGACAGAGAGUAAGUCAA